AUGUCGGGGCUUGGCGACAAAGAAGGGGGCAACGGCGAAAAGGAGAAGGAGCCCUUCAGCCAGUACCAGCUCGACCUCUAUGCUUUCGCUAUCAUGGGCGGAAAGAAGCCCAUCACCACCACAGACCCUAACAAGCUGGAACAAAAAGCCCGGAAGGCCAUGAGCCCCGAGGGCUUCAACUAUGUCUUCGGCGGAGCAGGCGAGCAGGCGACCAUGCAAGCCAGCCGCCUAGCCUUCAGGCAGUGGAAGCUAAUUCCACGCCUCUUGCGGCCCACCCUCCCGCGCGACCUCCGUGUCAAGCUCUUUGGCAGGACCUAUGCCUACCACGCCGACGCCGAGACGGGCGUGGCCUCAGCAUGUGCGUCGCUGAGCGUGCCCUUUGUCUACAGUACGGCCAGCAGCACGGGGCUCGAAGCCGUGGCCGCGGCCGCGGCCGCGGACGCCGCCGCUCCAGCCACAGCUAAAGCUCCGCGGUGGUUCCAGCUCUACUGGCCGCUAGACGACGAUAUCACGGCCUCGCUGCUUGGGCGCGCGCGGGCGACCGGGUGCGAGGCCCUCGUGGUGACGCUCGACACGUUCACCAUGGCCUGGCGGCCCCUCGAUCUGGAUGCAGGGUUCCUGCCGUUCGCGGUGGGCGAGGGCAACGCGCUGGGGUUCGGCGACGCCGUCGAGGACAACGUCAUGGUGGCGAGCCGCUUCUGGACAGGCGAGGUCUUCUCGGGCCACGCGCACUGCUGGGAGGAUCUCGCAACGCUGCGGCGGCUGUGGGGCGACGGGCCCAUCAUUCUCAAGGGCGUGCUGAGCAUCGACGACGCGCUGGCGGUGCGCUCCGGCGUCGACGGCAUUAUCAUGAGCAACCACGGGGGCCGGCAGCUAGAUGGGGCCGUGCCGAGCCUCGAGAUGCUGCCCGAGAUCGUCGAGGCCGUGGGGGACAAGCUGACUGUCCUGUUCGACUCGGGGAUCCGCACCGGCGCCGAUGUCUUGAAGGCGCUGGCGCUGGGCGCAAAGGCCGUCUUUGUUGGCAGGCCCGUCAUCUACGGGCUGGGAAUAGCUGGACGCGAGGGCGCCAGACACGUGCUUACCGGACUUCUCGCCGACGUGGAUCAGUCUAUGGGCUUAGCUGGUGUGCAGACGGUAGGGGAGCUAAAUAGGAGUAUGCUAAGACGGAUCAACUACGGCGGCGACAUCAAGUCGUCGCUCUGA
Lasiosphaeria miniovina is the source of this 1203-nucleotide messenger RNA. Its product is annotated as FMN-dependent dehydrogenase. Gene Ontology annotation, molecular function: oxidoreductase activity; FMN binding. The coding region runs from base 1 to 1203 and encodes 400 amino acids. NCBI's taxonomy places the organism in Eukaryota, Fungi, Ascomycota, Sordariomycetes, Sordariales, Lasiosphaeriaceae. The record is from RefSeq and is a predicted model, not a curated record. The transcript has 2 exons.